Molecule: messenger RNA, 816 nt
Organism: Ceraceosorus guamensis
Lineage: Eukaryota; Fungi; Basidiomycota; Exobasidiomycetes; Ceraceosorales; Ceraceosoraceae
Product: mitochondrial fission 1 protein
Exons: 4
Coding region: 172-657 (161 amino acids)
Biological process (GO): peroxisome fission; autophagy of mitochondrion; mitochondrial fission
Cellular component (GO): peroxisomal membrane; mitochondrial outer membrane
Molecular function (GO): protein binding
Source: RefSeq, a predicted model, not a curated record
CGCCCUGCAUCCCUUGCCACUCACACCCCGGCACUCACCCUCAUCAUCAAGCCUCAGACUUGCGCCUAUAUACACAUCCAAGCCAAGCAGUCAAGCGUCCAAGCGUACAACACGCCCGCCCGCUCUCGAGGCGCAACCACAUCGCAGCACACUUGCCCCCACUCGACGACCAUGUCGCUGCUGAACCGCACAACAACAACCUCUCUUCCCUACGCGCUGGACGCAUCCACCCCCCUCUCCCCCUCCGAGCUCAACGUGCUUCGAGGUCAGUACGAAAAGGAAAGGGCGAGCGGACAUGCUACGACGCAGACCAAGUUCAAUUAUGCUUGGGGAUUGGUAAAGAGCGAUAAGAGGGAAGAGGUGGGCGAAGGUGUUGGCGUUCUUGCUGAUAUUUACAGAUCAGAUCCUCCUAGGCGAAGGGAAUGUCUGUACUACCUCAGCCUGGGACACUACAAGAUGGGCAAUUUUGAUGAAGCUAGGAGAUUCAAUUCCUUGUUGAUGGAGAGGGAACCGCACAAUAUGCAAGCUCAAUCAUUGGCUCAGUUGAUAGAAAAGGGCGUAAAGAGGGAGGGCAUCAUUGGCAUGGCCCUGGUCGGUACGGCAGCGGCUGCUAGCGCCGUCGUGGCCGCGUGGCUCUUGGGUCCCAGGAGAAGAUAGUUUGCCUUUCCCCUCCCCCCUCUCCGCAUCCUUUUCAACUCUCACGAAUGGCGGCGGCGGCAUACCUGAACAUCUUUUGACGCAUGAUGCACCCGUUCGUGAAUUGUGAAUCUCAUGCGGGGAUUUUUUCUGGUGUGCUUUCGGCAGGAAUUGAAAUCG